Messenger RNA from Pecten maximus, 7145 nucleotides. RefSeq names its product serine/threonine-protein kinase DCLK1-like. NCBI's taxonomy places the organism in Eukaryota, Metazoa, Mollusca, Bivalvia, Pectinida, Pectinidae. The coding region runs from base 407 to 2509 and encodes 700 amino acids. Gene Ontology annotation, biological process: protein phosphorylation; intracellular signal transduction. Gene Ontology annotation, molecular function: ATP binding; protein kinase activity. The record is from RefSeq and is a predicted model, not a curated record. The transcript has 17 exons.
AGAUUGACAACUUGUACGGGUAGAAGUCAUUUUGGGGCAACCACAGACGAACCUCAACCGUGUAAUGACGAUGUUGACAAAUUCUCUGUGGAUCCUGGAGCUGAUUUUCAGUGACACACCUGAGAUAUAAGCGGGGAAAUGUUUAGUGUUGGAAUUCGGACGUAGAUGUAUCUGUUGGCGUUCUGAUCAUUGACCAUUAUCGAGUCGUUGUCAGGAUGAUGUUGUCGCACACUAACCUUUAUGGAUAGUGAUCUAUUGACUAAUUUGACUACUGCUGAAGGCCCCACGAAGGCACACUGUACAAUAACUACAUAGACUCACUUGGUGCAUUGGAAUAUAGCCCCGGACGUUGGACGGAAUUGAACCAGAUUUCUAACACCUACCUUGAUCCAGACAAAACAGCAGAAUGAUAGAAAACGGUUUUGAAGAGCACUUUGCGUUCUCAGACGACAAAGCACGAAAUGCACGUGCUUCAUCAAGAAGUGGGCGAACAAGCCCGGCGCACAGCGCUCAUGGGAGCCUAAUUCGACACAGUUUAAUGAAGGUUACAGACGACAAGCGCGCCAUGAAGGUCAGAUUCUAUCGGAACGGAGACAAGUUCUUCAAAGGAAUUGUUUAUGCUGUGUCGUGUGAGCGAUUUCGGACGCUUGAUUCACUACUUGUUGACCUAACCAAUAGUCCGGUGUGUGAUCGGAACGUUCUCCCUAACGGGGUCCGUCACAUCUUCUCAGCAGACGGAAGUCACAAGGUGACCCGCCUAGACCAAUUGGAAGAGGGCGAGAGUUAUGUGUGCGCCUCCACAGAUCUCUUCAAACGUCUUGACUAUACAAAAAGCGCUAGUCCCAAUUGGAACGUGAAUGUUCGCGCCAAAGAUGAUGACUCUGCUAUUUCCGGUACAAUGCGCGAGUCACUUAUGGAAGAUAUGAAGGAUUAUAUCAAACCCAAAUUGGUCACGAUUGUCCGGAACGGAUCAAAACCCCGAAAGGCUGUGCGCGUGCUGCUAAACCGGAAGACAGCUCAUUCCUUUGACCAAGUCAUGGAUGAUAUUACGGAGGCUAUCAAACUCGAUUCUGGUGCUGUUCGCAAAGUUUUCACCUUGGACGGGAAGCAGGUUACAAACCUCUACGACUUCUUCCAGGAUGAUUCUGUGUUCAUAGCCUAUGGUCCAGAAAGGUUCUCUGCAGAUGACUUUGACCUUGAUGAUAAUGGGAAGAAAUCGCUCCAGAAAAAAGAAGAAGUGAAGUUGGUGUCCCCAUACAAAGCAGCGCUCUUCAAGGAGAAAAGAGUUACGCUAAGAUCAGCAAAGUCGCCCAGAUCAUCACGCAAGCUAUCACUGUCAAAUAGGAGCUUAAAUGAAGAUUACCAAGAAUCUCGGUCGGCCCGGAGCUCCCCACUCUCAUCUCCCCACUCAUCCCCACGCAUGUCACGCAAGUCCAGUGGUCGCGUUGUCUCUGCUCCAAAGUACAGACUACAAGAAGGACUGGAUGGGGAGAGCUAUGCAGGUCCUCCAAGUCUUGGCAAGAAAUAUGAGAUCGGCCGAAUCAUCGGAGAAGGGAAUUUUGCUGUUGUCAUGGAGUGUAUAGAUAGGACAACCAAUAAAAGGUUUGCCCUAAAGAAGAUUGAUAAGACCAAGUGCAAGGGAAAGGAACAAAUGAUAGAGAAUGAAGUAUCUAUCCUGAGGCAUGUCCAGCAUUCCAACAUCAUCAUGCUGCUCGAGGAGUUUGAUGCCAAGGAUGAGCUGUAUCUGGUCAUGGAGUAUGUCAAGGGCGGUGAUCUGUUUGAUGCAAUAGCCAUGGCCACCAAGUACACGGAACAAGAUGCUAGUGGCAUGUUAAGCAAUCUCACAAGUGCACUAAAAUACCUACACAAUCUCGACAUUGUCCACCGUGACAUCAAGCCUGAGAAUCUACUGGUUAUCCAACAUACUGAUGGAACAAAGUCAAUUAAACUCGGUGAUUUCGGUCUGGCCACCUAUGCCACCGAAGUUCUCUAUACAGUGUGUGGCACACCCACAUAUGUGGCACCAGAAAUCCUCGCAGAAAUUGGGUAUGGGUUCAAGGUGGAUGUAUGGGCUGCAGGUGUGAUUCUGUAUAUAUUGCUCAGUGGAUUCCCUCCCUUUGUCAGCACAAAUAAUGACCAAGAGGAAUUGUUUGACCAGAUUCUGGAUGGCAAGUUUGAGUUCACACCACCCUUCUGGGAUGACGUGUCGGACUCAGCGAAGGAUCUCAUCAGUCAGAUGCUGGAAGUUGACCCCGACAGUCGUCUCUCUGCUGCAGAUGUAUUAACUCACCCAUGGGUCGCUGAUGAUAUGGCCAAGAAUGAUGACAUGCAUGGAAACAUCACCACUAGUAUUAAGAAACAUUUCAAGAGGAAGUCCAAGCCGUCCCUCAGCACCGCUGGUAUCAGGAUAGUCACUAGUACUGCACUAGACAAAGCCUCAAGGUUUUUUCCAGGGAGGAAGGCAGCUCUGACAUUCCAGCAACAGGAGAAUGGAGACGAGGUGUUCUGAUGUGUCCCCUGAAGUGUUCAACAGUAUUAUACUUCCUGUGUCUGCAGGAAUUAAGGUCUUCUCUACAAAUCUGAAUCAACAAGCUGCAGCAAUUUAUCUUAUAAUUAAAAAAACACAACUUAUCCCUGCUCCGAGUUUGGAGAGCGUAAUUAUGUACUCUAAUGAUUACUGAGGGUACUGUUGUAACGGUUACCAACCAAGAUAUGGUUCUCCAGGUUUGGAGUCCAAAAAAUCUAUUAUAGUAGAUCUGUGUCUGACUUUGGACAGCAUACAAUCUCUAAUGAUUACAUAGGGUGCUGUGUGUUGUAACUGUUAUCAGUACAUGUAUAGUAGAUCUGUAUCUGAGUUUGGAGAGCAUACAUAGGGUACUAUUGUAACUAUUACCAGUACAUGUAUAGUAGAUCUGUAUCUGAGUUUGGAGAGCAUACAUAGGGUACUAUUGUAACUAUUACCAGUACAUGUAUAGUAGAUCUGUAUCUGAGUUUGGAGAGCAUACAUAGGGUACUAUUGUAACUAUUACCAGUACAUGUAUAGUAGAUCUGUAUUUGAGUUUGGAGAGCAUAUAAUGUACUCUACAUAGGGUACUAUUGUAACUAUUACCAGUACAUGUAUAGUAGAUCUAUGUCUGAGUUUGUAGAUUUCUGUGUAACCAUGCAAGGCUACUGUCUGAAGCUGGUGCAGAUUGAAUUAUGUGUUUUCCAUCAGUACCGAUAUUACCAUUUUAUUUACCCUUUGUGUCAGGGGAGGUAAUCCACAAAAUGUCAAAAGCAAAACAUUUGUUUCUGUUUCUGUCAAGUCCAAAUAAUUUCUUUCUGUUUUAAAAACAAGUAUAGUAGAUCUGUGUCUGAGUUUUUAGAUUUCUGUGUAACCAUGCAAGGCUACUGUCUGAAGCUGGUGCAGAUUGAAUUAUGAUGUGUUUUCCAUCAGUACCAUUUUAUUUACCUUUUGUGUCAGGGGAGGUAAUCCACACCUGUACAUGUACUUAAUUUAGAGGUUUUCUCAUUUUUAUGCUGAUUUGAAUCAUAAUGAUAAAUACAAAGUCAGUAGUUCUUGCUUGUUACAGAAUUGUACCUAUAUAUGUAAUGAAUUAUGAUACGAGUAACUUGAAAGUCGCUGCUAAAACUCCAUAAAAUUUUGUUUUUGUUGUACAUGUACAAAUUCCAGUAAAAUCUUCCUGUUGACAAAAACAACUUAAAGUGUAGAGUUAAGGUAACUUACAUUUUUGUACUAUAUUUACCAUAUAUGACCUUAUAAACCCACCUGCCCCUAUACACAUAUACAGUCAUAACCAUUAAAAUUCAACAACUCAACUACAGUAUCAGGCAUCAAGAUGACAAUGCAUCCAUGUAAUGAUCAUAAUAGUUGCAGGUCGAGUCAGAAUUUCCGCCAGCUUACAGCAUAUUAUAUAACCUGGCUGGGUGAAUGUCUAAAAGUUGUACAUACUCAUUAUGUAAUAUAAAAUAUAUCAUUAUGCCUUGUAAAUUAUAAUGUAUAUAAUAAAUGCUUUUUAGAAUAACUAUAGGUAGCAGUACCUGUUUACAAGUGUAGAAUUCAUAUUGUUUUUAAUCUCACUUUUGUUUUACGACUUGCAAGCCCAUUUUUUACCUGUUCUGAGAAGCAGCCAAUUCAAGCCCUCUAGAUUUACCACUGGUAUAUACUGUAAUUACAGAUUCUUGGUAUUAAUCAGGUUGAGGCCAGCUGGGUCCUGACUAGUACAUUUGUGAAAUCUGCUUCUACCAUCACUAUGACCCAGUCAGAAUACAGUUUUAUGCAUGGUCCCACUAGUUAGUUUAUGCAGGGUUCAGAUUGAAGAGGAUGUGGUACAGAUACAGGAUAUUGUAUAUAUGUUAUUGUCAGACGCUGGUGCUACCAUUAUUUGUUAACUUUUUAAUUUAUUUUUUCCCUUCAUAUUGAGUCAACAUUAUUUUGACAGGAGUAUUUCUUUGUCAUUCAAAGAUGUUUACUGUAAAUAAUACACCUGUUAUGUACAUUUUUUGUAUGUCGGAUUCAUUGAAUGACAAAAUCUCAUUCCUUCAACCCCAUGAUUUCAUGAAGAACAAAUUAUGGCCCGGUUUUACAUGGAAAUGGCAUUAGUAUAUUACAUUAUCAAAAUCAAUUCUGAAUUUUUGAAUUAUUUCUUAAAGAAGUAAUAUUUUCUUUAAAGGUAAAAGUCUGUGGCAAGUCGACAUAGAAUUUCAUGUCAACAAGAAACUUACAUAUGAAGUGACCUGAGCUUGAAAUAUAUAAUGACUUCACUUUCUAAUUACUUUCUCCUCAACUUUGCCAUAUUUCAUUGAAUAAUUGAAGGCUCAUCGCUAGUCAUUUAAUUGGUUUCAGACAAAAACUAGUCUGCUAUCUUUCUUAUCAAGAUUAUAAAGGUGCUACCCCAAAACUGAAGUUGACCUUGAUGCUGACGCACAAUUCACUUGAUCUUCAUCAAAUAGGUCACAGGUAUAACAGCUUCUGUAGCAGUUUCCAGACAUCGUCAGCUUGUACCAUCCACAAGGUGGCAUAUAGUCUUCAAUUUUGACAUGACAUAUUCAUAGGGUGCCAAGAUGAUAUAUAUCUUGAGAAACCUUUGAUUUCUAGGAUGAGAUGGUUGACUGUUAAACUUCAUAGAUGUCUCUACAAGUAUCAAGAGAAAGGAAAGUCCCUAGAUAGUAUUUAGUUCCUGGUCUGUGUGAACUCAAAGGAGUUCACAUUAACAAAGUUUUACUGUAUCAAUGGUCAAUAAAAUAACUAUUUCAGGAUAUAUACAACAUCAAGGACAUGGACUGAGUAUUGAUCUCUUUCACAAGAGUUCAACUUUCACUUCAGAGUAAAAUACCUUGGAAUUUCUUUUCUAAAACAAUAUAUACAUAAAUCAUGUAUAAUUAUAAUUUGGACACAAUUUACCAGUUACAUCUUUGAAAAGUACAUUUGUAUACUGGCAUAUUCCAAGAAAGGGAAACAACUCUUGACAGAUUUGCCACAGUAAGAUACCUCCUUAAUUAAGAUAGUCCAAAAAAUUCCUGGAUGUAUAUAUUUGUGUUCUUGUUGAAUUGUACCCAACAUGUUGUAUAACGCUUUUAUAGAGCUCUAAUUGUGAAGUGAUUUUUUAAUUAUACAAUGAACUUAGAUUAAAAAAGAACUUGUGAUUUACCAUGUUUCAUAUUAUAAUCAUGCCUUAAGUUUCUCAGUCCCUGGCUACAAAAUUCAUGUACAAGUUUUCUGGUUGGAUGGAAUGGUAAGGCAUUUUUUAAACUGACCAAUCAGAAGACCUCUUCAUGAAUUUUGAGCCAGAACACAAGAUGGCGAGUCUAUUAUGCCCAUUUGAUUUGCUCAAGUGCUUUCAUGAAGUUGAUCAUGCACGCUGCAAUGGUUGUAUGCUAUACAUUGUAUUAUAUGCACAUGAUCUUGUCAGAUUUCCUUUUUUUAUAUAAAAUAUAUUUAAUUUCAGCCUUUCUAUAGACAUAUAACAUGCCUAAGUAAUCUUCUCUAUAUUUGGCUUUUCAAAUCUUAAUUGUGGUAAUAUUUAAAUGCUAUACAAGUACUAGUAUUUUUGAAAAUGCAUUUCUUUUUUCACUCAAAAUUAUCUAAUGAAGAAUUAGAAUGCAUGUAUUUAAUUUUAGAUUGGAAGUUAGUGUUUCAUAUGACGAAUGCUUGCUGCCUUAAUAGCUUUUGAUAUCUAGUUUAGGUUACAGUUUCAGAGAGUAAAUCCUAUAUAUACCAUGAUCUCAAACAUAAGCUGUAUGUAGGUUUCUUGGCUUUUAACCUCUUAAGAUUGACUUUGUGCAGAAUGUUGUCUUGGUUUCAUGACCUUGGCACAAUGUAAUGAUGACUCUUGACCUUUAAUAUUGGUGCAGUGUGUUGCCAUGGUUUCAAGACCUUCGGUCAAUAUAUUACCAUUGCACAAAAUGUUGCCUAUAUUUAUGACCUUUAAAACCUAUAGAUAAAUUAUGUUGCCUUGCUUUCAUGACCUUCAACCUUGGCACAGCAUGUUACCUUGGCUUCACAACUUAGGAAAAGCAAGUUCCCUUGGUUUCAUGACCUUUACAUAGGUACAUUGUUGCCUUGCUUUCAUGACCUUUGACCUUGGUAAAGUAUGUUGUCUAGCUAUAGGUUUCAUCUUUGACUUGGAUACGUUUUUCUUAUUUCACGACUUUUAACUUUGGUAUAGACAUUAAAUCUCACAUCACCUUAUCUGGGCCCCAGGUACAGAAUGAGUUAAAGUUUACUAUUAGGACCCGUCCGUUUCUCAUUUCAAUACAUUUCCACUGCUGUUUCAAUACUUGUACAGUAUUUUUGACAUUUGAAUUUGACUUACCGAAAGUACAUGUACAUUGUCUAUAGGUUCAUGACCCUUUUGUUUGAAAUCUGACAUUUGGACAUGGUUGCCUAUAAGCUUUGCCCGUUUUGCCUUUAUUUACCCAGAAAUGUCUAGCAUUACAUGGUUAGAUCUGUCUUAUCUUUGGUUUGUACCCAUGGUUACAGCAGCUGUAUUCUUCUUGGUGACAGUGUGGGGUAUGUUGAGGGAGGAAAGCUUGUGUAGCAUUACAACAGAUGUCCUUUAUGUUGCUCACGUUGUAUGUUGUCAUUUCAUCACUUUUUAGUGAUUUUAACCAAUCAAAUGAUCAAUAAAGAUUCAAUUCAGAAA